Triticum turgidum subsp. durum (durum wheat) is the source of this 213-nucleotide messenger RNA. The record is from the annotation of a GenBank genome assembly. Lineage: Eukaryota; Viridiplantae; Streptophyta; Magnoliopsida; Poales; Poaceae.
AUGCAGGACUGGGCUGGAGUGUUCAUCCCUCUGGUGCUCUUCAUCCUGCUGUCGCCGGGGCUGCUGUUCCAGAUCCCCGGCAAGUGCCGGAUCAUCGAGUUCGGCAACUUCCACACCAGCGCCGUCUCCAUCAUCGUCCACUCCGUCAUCUUCUUCAGCUUCGCCGCCAUCUUCCUCAUCGCCGUCGGGGUGCACAUCGACCUCGGCCCCUGA